AGCUUUUGCGAGCACGGAAGAAUUUAAUUCAGCAUGAGUAUACCCAAGAAAAUAUUUAAAACAGAGCAAUUCCAAAGACAUUGCUGUGUCCCGUUUUGUUCGGCUUCCUCCAAAUGUAACAGUUUUCAUUCUUUUCCUACCGAUUCCGACUUGAGGAAACAAUGGCUGAUAAACAUACGGUGUGAUCCUUACACAGUUACAGCUCACACCAAAGUUUGCAGCGGACAUUUCACUUCUGAUCAGCUCAUUGAGCCAACAUCUUUGACAGGUGGUCGGAGGCUGGUGAAAGGUGCUGUACCAACACUGUUUGAAUGGAAUAACUGUGAAGGUAACACAGGAUCACCCCCUCCUCGAGAGACACAGGAAUGGCACAGUUUACAGAAAGACCAUAGCUACUGCUUUAUACCCGGGGCCACUGAAAAGAAAAGGUCAUCAUCUUAUAAACUGGACAAGUCAAUCUCAGCAACAGAAGGCCAGUCCAAAUAUGUGAAGAACCUGAGGAAAAAAAUUUGGGAGCAAUUUAUUCAGCAAGAGUUUUGUUUACAACGGUUUGCUGGCUCUGAUGAGGACAUUCAGUUUUAUACCAGAUUUCCAAGCUACAAACAUUUGAUGGCAUUUUGGUUUUUGAUUGAGCCUUUGAUUCAUAAAAUGGUCAGGAUGUCAAGAUCUAAAUUAGCUGCCAAAGGAAAUGAAGAAAUAAUGACCUCUGCAUCAGCAUCAAAGGUAGGCCAUGGGGAUACUGGUAGCAUCAUGGGUUGUGCUCUAAUUGCAUUUCUUAACUCAUUCUCUCUUAUGUCAACUUCACAGAGGCAACAUCUUCAACCUGUUGACGAGUUCUUUCUGUUCCUCAUUUUUCUGUCAGUUGGUAUGAAAGAAAGGGACCUUGCAAUUCGAUUCAACAUUCACCAGUCCACGGUGAGCCGCAUUAUAGGAAUGUGGACAGAUUUUCUUUUCACUGUUCUGGGGUCUCAGUGCAUCUGGCUAACACGGCAGAAAGUGCAAGCUUAUCUCCCCGAGGAAUUCAAGAAUUUCCCUGACACCCAGGUGAUCCUGGACUGUACAGAGCUGAGCUGUCAAUUGCCAUCUUCACCGCUUCCCCAGAGGGACAUGAACCCCUCUCACAGAUCCCUCUCCACCAUGAAAGCCUUGGUUGGCAUAGCUCCACACGGUGCUGUAACAUUCAUCUCUGAUCUAUAUAGAGGUUCAAUCAGUAAUAGGGAGCUAUUCAAACGCUCUGGCAUUGUUGAAAACUUGACCAAAGACAUGGCAGUGAUGGUAAAUAAGGGCUUCCUAAUUAGGGAAUGUUGUGAGUGUAAAGUGUACUCCCUUUCUUUUCUGUCCAAGCACCCAGAAGAGCAGGCCACAGCAAGACUCAAAAUGCAUGUGGAGCAAGUCAUUGGGAGUGUAAAACGGAACAAACUUUUUCAUGGCAUUGUCUCUCUGUCACAGGCCUACAGCAUUAACCAGCUGUUUGUAGUUGCAUGUUUGCUGUCAAAUUAUCAGAACACUGCUAUAGUUAAUAAAGUGGUUCAUUGAGGAUCUGAGGACUUACGCCACAAAAUGAACAUAAUAGAUUUGAUCUAUGAAGCUGUGAAAACAACUACUUGCAGCAGAUAAAUUUCUGUCAUUUGAGUCGAAAGCAGACAAGAAAACUGAUUCUCCUGUGCAGCUAAAUUAGUUCUUGGAAGAUACUUGGAACACAUUUUAUAUGCCGAGAAAUGUUUUAUGUUAGAUAUGGUUUUGCAGUUUGCAAUUGUGUGCUUCACUAAAUUUGACCAUUGUUUGAAUUAAAAUGGUUUUUAUGUUUUGGAUCUGAAGCAGACUGUGAAGUGAUUCUACUAACCUGAAUUGGAUUUAUUUAAAUAAAGCUUUGAAAUAUGUAAUAGAAAUUA
Molecule: messenger RNA, 1892 nt
Organism: Poeciliopsis prolifica (blackstripe livebearer)
Lineage: Eukaryota; Metazoa; Chordata; Actinopteri; Cyprinodontiformes; Poeciliidae
Exons: 2
Coding region: 34-1536 (500 amino acids)
Source: RefSeq, a predicted model, not a curated record